Molecule: messenger RNA, 2707 nt
Organism: Coregonus clupeaformis (lake whitefish)
Lineage: Eukaryota; Metazoa; Chordata; Actinopteri; Salmoniformes; Salmonidae
Product: cytohesin-3-like
Exons: 13
Coding region: 329-1513 (394 amino acids)
Biological process (GO): regulation of ARF protein signal transduction
Molecular function (GO): guanyl-nucleotide exchange factor activity
Source: RefSeq, a predicted model, not a curated record
ACCAGGAUAGAGAGGGAUUGUAGUGGCAGGAUAGCUAUUCUCAUCGGUUUAAAUAUAUCAAAUUCUUUGACAUUUCUAUUACACAUUUACAACUUUAUUUGUAAUACAUAGAUGUUUAUUUGGUGGCAGCCUAGAUUUCUCAUGUAGGGAUUUUGUUAUUGAUACAUGUCCGCUGUUGCAUUUCUGCACAGCUCAGCUCUGUGUGUGAGCCGUCCGCCUGUCAUUACAGUAUCUACCGUUUAUAGCCAGUAAUAAAAACACAUCUACCUUGACAUCUCAACUUGACCCACCGAUCUGAUUUCUGGACUCUCAUCACUGCAUUCAAGAGAUGGACGAAGACAAUCAAGUACCUGAGGAUCUCUCUCUGGAAGAGAGGGAUGAGCUGUCAAACAUCCGGCGGAGGAAGAGAGAGCUGCUGGAUGAUAUUGAGCGCUUGAAGUUUGAGAUAGCUGAAGUCAUGACUGAGAUCGAGCAACUAACGUGUGUAGGAGAGAGCAAAACGACACAGAGGAACAAACAGAUCGCCAUGGGGAGGAAGAAAUUCAACAUGGAUCCUAAGAAGGGGAUCCAGUUUCUCCUGGAGAACGACCUUCUGCAGCACACCCCAGAAGACGUCUCUCAGUUCCUCUACAAGGGUGAGGGCCUGAACAAGACUGUCAUCGGAGACUACUUAGGGGAGCGAGAUGAGUUUAACCUCAAGGUACUGCAGGCGUUCGUAGAGCUCCAUGAGUUUGCUGACCUCAACCUCGUCCAGGCCUUAAGGCAGUUCCUGUGGAGUUUCCGUCUGCCUGGUGAGGCUCAGAAGAUUGACCGGAUGAUGGAGGCGUUUGCCUCGCGGUACUGCGGCUGUAACCCUGGAGUGUUCCAGUCAACAGACACCUGUUAUGUGCUGUCAUUUGCCAUCAUCAUGUUGAAUACCAGCCUGCACAACCCCAAUGUCAGAGAUAAGCCCCCUGUAGAGAGAUUCAUCUCCAUGAACAGAGGUAUCAAUGAGGGAGGAGACCUGCCAGAGGAACUACUCAGGAAUUUAUUUGACAGCAUCAAAAAUGAGCCCUUCAAAAUCCCAGAGGACGAUGGCAACGAUCUGACACAUACGUUCUUCAACCCCGACCGAGAGGGAUGGCUACUGAAAUUAGGUGGAAGAGUAAAGACAUGGAAGAGACGGUGGUUCAUUCUGACUGACAACUGCCUGUACUACUUUGAAUACACAACGGACAAGGAACCUCGUGGGAUCAUUCCUCUGGAGAACCUCAGUAUAAGAGAGGUGGAUGAGCCCAGAAAACCUAAUUGUUUCGAGCUCCACAACCCCAACCACAAGGGUUCGUUGAUCAAGGCGUGCAAGACUGAGGCGGACGGCCGGGUCGUCGAGGGCAACCACACAGUGUACAGGAUAUCAGCGCCCACCACAGAGGAGAAGGAGGAGUGGAUCAAAUCCAUCAAAGCAAGCAUCAGCAGGGAUCCUUUCUACGACAUGCUGGCAACCAGGAAGCGGAGGAUAGCCAAUAAAAAAUGAGGAGGAGCGCUUGACCACACCCUCCCCAUCGUCAGUGACACCAGCAUAGACUCCGGUCUGUCCCUUUCACUCAGCCCAGGGACAGGAGACAUGGCAGCGAGGCCACAGCAGAGACAAGGGUAAGGGCAUCCAGAUGUAGUGGGGAACUGACUUUGGAUGCAACACCUCUCCACUUCAUCAGUAUGGAUAAAGGACAAGAUGGGGAAGGGCACUUGAUAUUUUGGUCAUCAGUUUCUUUUCAGAUGUAUGUGUGAAUGCAAUACACACAACUGUAAAUUCUCUAAAGUGUGAAUGUACAGUAUUGUGAGGACACAAUGCGAAACAGCAUGGUCUGUAUGAGGCUGUGUGUGUACUUCCCUAAUGUCCCCACCACACAGACUGAGCUUUCGCCAGCCAUAUAAGCAGGCUCAAAGAAACAUGAGUGACAUGGAUAUUGUUGCCCUCUAGUGGGUGAGUUGAGUAUGAUUUCAAUGUCAGAAGAGCCUAACUUAUGAAUCAGCUGGUCUGAUUGUCCACCCCUGAAACGACUGACACUUAUACAAUAGGGAUGUUGUUGUUUUUUCUCAAUUUUUAUUUACCCAUGAGAUACCCAGUUGUAGUCAGCCCAUGCCAAAGAGAUAUCUCUAUGGUGAAGGAGAUGUGACUUGGAGAAGGAUGCCAUUUUGUCUUAGAGCUAUGGUAUACUGUAUAAAUAAAUAAAAAUCAUGUUUGUGGGACAGUUAUCCAAAGCUAGUUUAGGUAUUGAUUCAAACUCCACCGCUAUAAAUCAUUUGUUUUUUUAUAUUUAUUUUCUCUGAUUACAAAAGUUUUUUUUCAUCUUUUCAUGAUGUGUGUGUAUAUAUACUGUACAUAAUAAUGUUUGUCAUUUCUGUUAUGUGUUUCUGUAGCAUGUAAAAGUUAUGUAUGGCUAGCCUACACCCGCUCAAAGGUGAGCAAUGAGCAUUACAUACUGCAGUGGAAGAAACCCUGAACUCCAACUCCUCACAGAGCAAAUGGAGAAAAAAUAACUAUUCCUCAUAUUUCUAAAAUAAACAGAUAAUGACUUAACAGCUAAGCCAGCUGGGUUUCACAUGGGAAGGUGUCAAGGUGAAACAAAACUCCUCACUAGGGUCUCUAUUAGUUUCCUGAGUGGCACAGUGGUCUAAUGCACUGCAUCGCAGUGUUAACUGUGCCACUAGAGAUCCUGGUUCGAAU